Aspergillus niger is the source of this 1158-nucleotide messenger RNA. RefSeq lists its product as uncharacterized. The transcript is spliced from 3 exons. Lineage: Eukaryota; Fungi; Ascomycota; Eurotiomycetes; Eurotiales; Aspergillaceae. The record is from RefSeq and is a predicted model, not a curated record. Gene Ontology annotation, cellular component: Golgi apparatus; TRAPP complex. The coding region runs from base 1 to 1158 and encodes 385 amino acids.
AUGGAUGCUUCGCCAACCAAACACACCCGCAAUGUCUCUAGAUCUUCAAGGCCGCGUAGCACGACGAAGGGCCCUCUAGAUCAGCCGGAUGACCCGCUCGGCUCCGAAACAGUGAACACAGCCGCAUCCCCAAGACCAGCUACAGCAGGCGAUGGUGGAUUUACCGGCGCUUCAUUUAGCAGACUGGACCCAUUGGGGCCGGAUGAACUGCCACCAACAGUGGAGAAAGACCUCUCGUACCUACUUCGGUAUGAUGUGUAUCAUUCUCUCUCUCAGGUAGAAAUACCGCACGCGCUUCGCUCCGAGUUCCUUGCCCCAACGUCAGAUGAAUCGCUGUCCACAAGCCUGGCCACUCUUGAGCGGCUUCUGGCUGAAGGCCACUUUUUGCUCGCCGCUUACUUGUGUGGAACGAUCUUAACAUCUUCUUUGAUCUCGGCUACUGACAUCAAACGAAUCUUUGCUCUUUUUUACACUCGGCUAGCGUGUCUGCAACUAUCUGGGAAUACGAUCAUUGCAGCGCAAGAAUCAAAGGCGCUUGAAGACCUGAGCUCCGCAUUCUAUUAUGUGGAACCGAUUUCCGGGACGUCUGAUAAGCACUCAAACUAUCCUCGUCACAUCGUACCAUGGCCCCUACGGGUGUUGGCUAUCAGACUCCAGAGCAUUGGGUUCGGCGACUCACGUAGGGGCAUCGGUGGACUCUACGAGAUUGGCUUGGAAGCGCGAAGGGAGAUUCUGCGGCCAGAUAUGGACCCCGAAGAGCGUAAGUUGUGGAGAGAACGACUGUCUGACCUCGGGAUGAGAAAUGUGAACGCGCUCAUUGAAAUGGGGGAUUUGGAUGCCGCCAGGAGGUCACUCGCUAGCUUGCGCAUGGCGGAGUCGGAAAGCGAGAUCAACAAACUGAGGAAAGUACUUUUGAUGCUCAUAAUUGGCGAUCUUGAUGCUGCGAGGCAGGUGUGUGGCGAAGAGAGCGAUGCCGGGAACACCGUGUUCCGCCCGCUUCUCAGUAUGGCCGAGGGUCGGUACGACGACGCAGUAGCUGAAUGGCGCGCCUUACUUGGCAACGAGGAACACAGACCCGAUGAGUCCAUGAUCUCGCAGAACCUGGCGGUGUGCUUGUUGUACACUGGUAGGUUGAACGAAGUAAGUCAUAUUCCCUAA